Vanrija pseudolonga is the source of this 1794-nucleotide messenger RNA. Its product is annotated as Putative acyl-CoA synthetase YngI. Bases 1 to 1794 code for a protein of 597 amino acids. Lineage: Eukaryota; Fungi; Basidiomycota; Tremellomycetes; Trichosporonales; Trichosporonaceae. Gene Ontology annotation, biological process: secondary metabolic process. The record is from RefSeq and is a predicted model, not a curated record. Gene Ontology annotation, molecular function: oxygen binding; CoA-ligase activity; heme binding. The transcript has 4 exons.
AUGGCCAAGCAGCCCCCCACCCUGGCCGAAACCGACGCCAUCAUCACGUCGCAGCCGGCGUUCGCCCUCGCCGACGUGGUGAUAAAGGGCAUCACGCACAAGGCCUGGGCUGCCCAGCCGCCGACGUACCGCGCGUACCUCCUCCCGCGGUUCGAGCGCUGGUCGGACAGGACGUUCAUCGACGCGCCGCCGCCCGAGCCGCGGCCGAAACACGAGCGCGAGAGCAUCACGUACGGCCAGGCGCUGGAACAGGCGUACGCCGUGGCCGGGUUCCUGCGCGCGCGGGGCGCCGGCGUGGGGACCAAGAUUGCCAUCGUGGGCUUCAACUCGAUCAACUGGGCCGUCGCGUGGGUCGCGAUCCACCUCAUCGGCGCCGUACCCGUCAUGGUGAACGCGGCGCUCACGCCCGACGCCCUGCUGCACUCGCUCAAGAUCACGCACCCGGCGCUUGUGCUCGCCGACGCGCAGAGCGGGGACACGCUCGCGCCGCUGGCAGACAAGCUGAGAGCCGCGGGCGUGGGCGACGUGUACUCGUACCAUCCGAACGGGCACCUGAAGCACGCCGUCCCGGUGCUCGACUUUGCCUCGCUCGUGGGCCAGAACGCCGCGUUCGUCGAGCAGGUCAAGCGGGGCGAAGGGCUCGAGACGCUGGGCGCAGAUUCCGACGGCACAAUCUUCUUCACUUCCGGCACGACGGGAUACCCCAAGGCUGUGCUCUCGUCCCAGCGUGGCGGGCUGCACAACUACCUGUCGUCGUAUGUUGCCCCCCUCCGCGCCGCGCUCCGCAUGGGCGCGCCAAUCGACAUGGCCAUGGCGCUCGUCAUGGCGCAGGACUCGCCGCCCGUGACGCUGCUCGCCGUGCCGCUCUUCCACGCGACAGGAUGCUUUGGGCAGCUCGUGCGCGGCGUGAAUGACGGCAACAAGAUUGUGCUGCUGCGCCGGUGGAACGUGGACGACGCGGUUGCGCUGAUGGUCGAGCACAAGGUCGACAUGGUCGGCGGCGUGCCCGCUAUCCCUAAUGCGAUCCUGCAGAGCGGCAAGCUGCCCGCCGACUUUGUCAUGCGCGGCCUGUCGUAUGGCGGCGCGCCGCCGCCCGCCCGGCUCGUCGCGGACAUUGUCAAGCGCUGGCCGACGGCGGGGGCCGCCACGGCGUGGGGCAUGACAGAGACGAACGCGAUCCACACUAUCCACGCCGGGCCGGAUUACCUCGCCCGCCCUACGUCUGCCGGACCCCCAGUGCCGACGGUGCAGAUCCGCAUCGUCGACCCCGAGACGCGCAAGGAGCUGCCGCAGGGCACAGCAGGCCUCGUGCUCGCCAAGGGGCCCAACGUCAUGCUCGAGUACUAUGGCAACCCGAAGGCCACGGCCGCGGUGCUCGACAAGGACGGCUGGCUCGACACGGGCGACGGAGGGUACAUUGACCCUGAGGGCUGGCUGUUCAUCACGGACCGGAUCAAGGACAUAAUCAUCCGCGGCGGUGAGAACAUCCCCUCGACAGAGGUCGAGAACGCGCUGUUUACCGACUCGCGCGUGGCCGAGGCCGCUGCGGUGCCGAUUCCGGACGACACGCUCGGCGAGGUCGUCGGCGUCGCGGUCUCGCUGCGCAAGGGCGCCAAGGCGACCGGUGACGAGCUAAUUGCCAUCGCUAGCCCCAACCUCCGGCCCCAUGCGCGCCCCGUCUUCAUCUGGGUGUCGGACACCCCGCUUGAUCGCAACGCCAAUGGCAAGCUCGUCAAGAAGGACAUCAAGGGCAAGCUGCUCACUGCGUUCAAGCGCAGCAAGGGCAAGCUGUAG